Molecule: messenger RNA, 884 nt
Organism: Abrus precatorius (Indian licorice)
Lineage: Eukaryota; Viridiplantae; Streptophyta; Magnoliopsida; Fabales; Fabaceae
Product: cystinosin homolog
Exons: 8
Coding region: 55-864 (269 amino acids)
Biological process (GO): L-cystine transport
Cellular component (GO): vacuolar membrane
Molecular function (GO): L-cystine transmembrane transporter activity
Source: RefSeq, a predicted model, not a curated record
UGGCUUCUUCUUCUUGUCUGUGAGAAAAAGCUAAGCAAAAAAAAAAACUAAAAUAUGGCUUCUUGGAAUUCAGCUCCACUCCAUGUCUCCUAUGAAGUUCUGGGUUGGUUUGCUUUCGCUGCUUGGUCUAUCAGUUUCUACCCACAAGUCAUCUUGAACUUUCGCAGAAAAAGUGUGGUGGGGCUGAACUUUGAUUUCGUGGUCCUGAAUUUGACUAAGCACACCUCCUAUCUCAUAUACAAUGCAUCUCUGUACUUCAGCUCUGCCAUUCAGAAGCAAUACAGAGACAAAUACGGUCAGAAAGAGAUGAUACCUGUGGCAGCAAAUGAUGUUGCUUUUUCAGUCCACGCUGUGUUGUUGACAGCAAUUUCCUUGUUCCAGAUCGCAAUCUAUGACAGGGGAAGUCAGAAAAUUUCUAAAGUCGCUUAUGGGAUCCUCCUUCUUGUGUGGUUGACGGCUGCAGUGUGUUUCUUUAUAGCAUUGCACAAUCAUCGCUGGCUCUGGCUGCUCUCAGUCUUCACUGGUAUCCAAGUUUGUAUGACAGUUAUAAAAUAUAUUCCCCAGGCAGUGAUGAACUUUAUGAGAAAAAGUACAGAAGGAUGGAGCAUUGUUAACAUUCUACUGGACUUUUCUGGCUCGAUAGCUAACUAUGCACAAAUGUCUAUGCAAUCAAUCGAUCAAGAUUCUUGGGUGAACUUUUAUGGAAACAUAGGAAAACUACUGUUAUCCUUGGUGUCUCUAUUCUUUGACAUCCUCUUCAUGAUCCAACAUUAUCUGCUAUAUCCAACGAAAGAAUGCAAAUCAGAGCCAACCCCUGAACCUGAUAAUGUAAGUCUACCGAGGCAAUUGUUUGAGGAUGUCUAAGAUGUAACUUGUUUAUAAUC